Messenger RNA from Phragmites australis (common reed), 1243 nucleotides. RefSeq lists its product as uncharacterized. The record is from RefSeq and is a predicted model, not a curated record. The transcript is spliced from 7 exons. The coding region runs from base 344 to 970 and encodes 208 amino acids. Lineage: Eukaryota; Viridiplantae; Streptophyta; Magnoliopsida; Poales; Poaceae.
UUGAGAUCCGCGCCGCGGGCGCUUCCGGACUCGCGGUCUCGCCGGCGAACGGCUCUUGGAGAUGCCCGCCGCCGCGGCGCGCUGCCCCCUCCUCUGGCGGGCUCCGGUGGCCCCCUCGCGGCCCUCCGUGGCACCGUCUUCCCCUCCGUCAUGCGGCGGCGUCUCGGCGAGGGCGCUGGGGGCGGCGGUCGGCGACCGGUGUACGGCGGGCUGCUGCUCGACGGUGCUCCAGGUGGCGCGGCUGGUCGCCGAGGCGUACGCCUCCCUCGACCGCCGCUACGAUUCGUGUGACCAAGCCUGAGAAGAGCGUCAUGGAGGGGUUCAAGCGAGCCUUCUCAGCUUCAUGGCCGAAGACGCUCAGGUACCAGGCAACGGAGAUGGGCGGCCAUUUUGGAGAAUUGUGGUAGCGGAAGCGACCGGAUGCACUGAUAAUUAUUAUUUCGAAGAAGUACAUCAGUAUUAUACACAUGGAAAUGCUUGGUGUUUGCCUGUUGGAGGAGACACAACACUGUGUGAACUGAAGGAUGCUGGAGGUCACAAGCCCUUGUAUCUUCUUCCGUUUUCAGUUCAAGAUCUUCAUUUCUCCAUUUGUUUACUGCAAUUUAAUUUCUGGCUUUCCGCAUUCAGGCCCUUAUCUGAAUCUCUUUCAUCUGUACAAAUGGCUCAUAUUUUAGUUAAGCUAGCUGUUGUAUCUAACUUUGAUACACGGCUACGGAAAUUACUUAAGGACCUCAAUGUCUCAGAUAUGUUUGAUGCCAUUGUGGUAUCAUCCGAAGUUGGAUUUGAGAAACCUGCUCCAGAUAUCUUCAAAAUAGCAUUAAAUAAGAUUGGUGUGGAAGCCAGCAAUGCAGUACAUGUAGGAGAUGAUGAAACUGCGGACAAGGCGGGGGCUAAUGCUAUUGGACUUGAGUGCUGGCUGUGGGAUGAGGAUGUGAAGACAUUUUAUGAGAUUCGGGACCGAAUUCUCUAACAGAUCCACAAUAAUUGCAGAUUUGGCUACAAAAUCAUCGCUUCUUUUUUUCCCUCCUUUUUUAACGGUUGCGUUCUGCUUUCAUGUAGUAAGCUCAUAUCAACAGUAAUAUAAUUGUUCUUCAAUUCAUAUUGAGCUUCUUUUCCUCACAGGCAGCAGAGCAGAUGAGUACUUGAUGUGUACUAGCUUGCAAAUUGCAAGCUUUUUUUUUGUGAAACCAAAUUUCAAGUAAACAUUAUUCUUAAAUAUAUUGUGUACAGACGUGAAAGUGCA